Messenger RNA from Prosopis cineraria, 4246 nucleotides. Its product is annotated as TMV resistance protein N-like. The transcript has 6 exons. The coding region runs from base 194 to 2023 and encodes 609 amino acids. The record is from RefSeq and is a predicted model, not a curated record. Gene Ontology annotation, biological process: signal transduction; defense response. Lineage: Eukaryota; Viridiplantae; Streptophyta; Magnoliopsida; Fabales; Fabaceae. Gene Ontology annotation, molecular function: ADP binding.
CUUUCCAGUCCUGGGAGAUCUCUUCUUGCUUUAUUCAACGCUUCCGCCAUUGUUUUAAUCUCUAAUCAUUCCACUAAGAUCAUGCACUCAGUUCCGUGAGAUUUCAUUCCAGUGGGGUUCGAUCUUAUUGGUUCUUUCUUUGCUCUGCACUUCUGCCAUUUUAAUUCAGCUCUGCGAGUCUGAUAAGAUUAUCAUGGCACAACAAGCAAGAUCUUGUUCCCUCACUUACAAAUGGACUUAUGACGUGUUUCUUAGUUUUCACGGUGCAGAUACUCGCUUAGGUUUCAUUGGCUAUCUCCGCGAGGCUCUGCGCCAAAGAGGAAUUCAUGUCUUCAUUGAUGAUGAAGGCAUCAGAACUGGAGAAGAAAUCAAACCUGCACUUUUCAAAGCCAUACGAGAAUCAAGAAUAGCGAUCGUGGUUUUCUCUGAAAACUUUGCAAACUCGACCUUUUGCUUGGAAGAACUUGCAAAGAUUCUGGAGUGCUUCAAGGAGGAAGGGCGGCUGAUAUAUCCAAUUUUUUAUUAUGUGGAUCCAUCGGAGCUUCGACGUCCAAGAGGAAGCUAUGCAAAAGCAUUGGCGAGACUAGAGAGACGAUUCAAAGACAAUCACGAGAAGGUGAAAAAAUGGAGAUUGGCUUUGUUCCAAGCUGCUAACUUGAAAGGCUUUCAUCUAAAACCCAAGAUUGCGGAAGAAAAAGAUUAUGUUACAAGGAUCACUAGUGAAGUCUCUACUAGAAUUAGCCGUAUUCCUUUACAUGUCACUGAUUAUCCAGUUGGACUUGCAUCUCGAGUAAAGGAAGUAACUUCACUUUUAGAUCUUUGGUCAAAUGAGAAAAUUAAAAUGGUAGGAAUUUGGGGAGCUGGUGGAAUAGGUAAAUCAACUAUUGCAAGGGCAGUGUAUAAUUCAGUUGCUGAUUAUUUUGAAGGCUUAUGUUUCCUUUCUAAUAUAAGAGAGAAGUCUAAAUCGUCAAAUGGUUUGUCACAUCUUCAGGAGAUAUUACUCAAGGAAUUGGUCAUGGAAAAAGAUCUCAAAUUGGGUGACAUGAAUAAAGGAAUACCAAUAAUAGCACAUAGGCUCUAUCAGAAGAAGAUUCUCUUGAUUCUUGAUGACAUUAGCAAAUCGAAACAGUUACAAGCACUAGCUGGAAGAUGUGAUUGGUUUGGUUCCGGAAGUAGAAUCAUAAUCACCACAAGGAAUAAACAAUUGUUAGUAAGCCAUGAAGUCAAAAGCAUCUAUCAUGUCAGGGAAUUAGAUGAUGAGGAAUCUCUUCAAUUGCUUAAUUGGUAUGCCUUUAAAAAGGAAAAUGUGGAGAUCGACUAUAUAGAGGUUUCCAAUCGAGCAGUACUUUACUCAUGUGGCUUUCCCUUAGCUUUAGAAGUGAUUGGUUCUAAUUUAUGUGGUAAGAAUGUCAACGAAUGGAAUUUUGCAUUGGAUCAAUUUGAAAGAAUACCACAUGGAAGUGUUUUGGAGGUCCUUAAAUUAAGCUAUGAUGCUUUAGAGGAAGAAGAGAAGAAAGUUUUCCUUGACUUGGCUUGUUUCUUCAAUGGUGAGAAAUUAAGAGAUAUCAGGGAUAUAUUGCUAUGUUCUCGUGGAAUCCAACCAAAAUAUGCUAUUGGAGUUUUGAUUGAUAAAUCCCUCAUAAAGAUUGAAGGAGAUCAUGUAACAAUGCACGACUUGAUAGAAGACAUGGGUAAAGAGAUUGUUCGACAAGAAUCACCUAAUGAACCUGGCAGGCGCAGUAGGUUAUGGUUCUAUCAAGAUAUUUUUCAUGUCUUACAACAAAAUACCGGAACUAAGAAUGUUGAAGCCAUAAUUCUAGACUCACCCAAAGGUAAAGAAGUACAAUGGAGUGGAAAAGCAUUCAUGAAGAAGAAAAACCUCAGAAUUCUUAUGAUGAAAAAUGCAUUCUUUUCUCGAGGUGCCAAAUAUCUCCCAAAUAGUUUAAGGGUGUUACAAUGGAAGGAUUAUCACUUCAAAAUUUUACCAUAUAACUUUUGUCCAACAGAAACUUGUCUAUCUUGAUUUGUCCAAUAGUUGUUGUGAAAUACUCCAACCCUUUGAUAAGGUAAGUGUUAUUAGAACUAUGUUUCUUUGUUUCUUCUUCUAUUCUUUAAAAAUAACUUUUUAUCAUUGUUUUGCAGAAGUUCAAGAACUUAACUCAUAUGAAUUUUAAAAGAUGUAAAUUUUUACAGUGUAUACCAAACUUAUCUGGAGUUUCCAAUUUGAUCAUAUUAUGUCUUGAUGAUUGUACAAACUUAAUUGAAAUUCAUAAUUCAGUUGGACUUCUAACUAAGUUGAGAGAAUGGAGUGCCAUGCGAUGCAAAAACUUGAGGAUCUUACCAUAUGGCCUUAGGUUGACAUCUCUUGAACAUCUCAACCUCUUUGGUUGCUCAAGUCUUCAACAUUUUCCAAAAAUAUUAGAGAAAAUGACAAAGAUGAGAAUGCUUGAUUUGGAUAGGACGUCCAUUGUAGAAUUGCCAUCCUCAAUUUGCAAUCUCAUCGGGCUUGAAAUCUUAAACAUGGAAGAGUGUCAUCAUCUUAAGCGACUACCAGCUAGCAUUUUUAUGUUGCCAAACCUUUGCACACUAAGAGCAAAUUCUUGUGAGGGAAUGAGAUAUUUCAAGAAAUGUGAAGUUGGAGACGAAGCAAGCUUAGACCACUCUACAGCAUCUCUGAAAUUGGAAUACUUCCAUUUCUCAAAUUGCAAUUUGUCAAAUGGUUCUCUUGCUCUGUGUCUUUAUUACCUCCCAAACUUGAUAUAUUUAGAUCUAAGUUGUAAUAACUUCACAGUCCUUCCAGCGUGCAUCAAAGAAUGUUACUGUUUGAGAUAUCUUAUCCUGGAUCAUUGCAAGGAGAUUAAACAUAUCUCAGGAAUGCCACCAAACCUAGAAAAAUUUAGUGCUAUGUGUUGCACAUCAUUGACUGAGUCAUCAAAAAGCAAAGUAUUGAAUCAGGUUUGGUAAAAGAUACUUUGUUUUUCCGGACAAGAAGUUCCCAGAAAUGCUCGACAUAGUUAGUACUGAAGAUACCUCAAUAUCUUUUUGGAUCCGUAACGAGUUCCCAGUGAUUCUUAUUUGGAUACUUGUUAAAGAUGUCCAGGAUUAUCAGUUCGACUUUAAAUUCUCGGUGCAUGUAAAUGACUCUCGUCAAGAUAUUCCUUCAGAGUGGUUCUCAUCAGUAUCAACAAUACAGGGUGAUCAUAUAUAUCUGUGUGACCUGUACAGCAUUAUUCACAAGACUGAAUUCUCCCAAGCACGUGAUUGGAAUGAAGUGUUUGUUUCCGUCGAUAAUAAUACACAUGAAAGGCAGCAUGAAAGAAAAAUUAAUUUGGGAGUUCAUGUAUGCAAACAAGAAAAUAGGUUGGAAAAUAUUCGGUUCACCGAACCAGGCAUUGUGGACCAAAAGCAAGUGUGUGGAAUAGUAGUGCUGGUGCUAUUCUGUGUAUCUUACUGGGUGUGGUCCUACCAUUUUGGGCUGAAAGAUAUGAUGUCUUUGUAAGUUUCAUAAGCACAGAUGCAACAAGUUUAGUGAGCUCUCUGAAUCAUGCUCUACGUGCAUGCGGAAUAAAUACAUUCAAUCAUGUUUACGGCAUCCCAAGGGGGGGAAAUGUUGACCCAUUUGCCCUUAAAGUAAUUGAAAACUCUAGGAGUUGUAUAAUUAUAUUCUCUAAAAACUACGCAAUUUCCAUGGGGUGUCUUGAGGAACUUGUUAAGAGCCUUGAUUGUAUGAGAACAAAGGGCACGUUGGUUUUUCCAGUUUACUACAAUGUAUACCCUUCAGAUAUACAACGUCAAAGAAGAGGACAUCGAAAAGCAUCAAGGGAUAUAGCCAAAUUCUAUAAUGUGGACAUGAAAAUGGUGCGAAAGUGGAGGUUGGCUUUGUGUGAAGCAGCCAACAUGUCUGGUUUUUGGACAAACAACAGGAGUGAUUCUGAGGUUAUCAAAAGUAUUGUUGAAGAAGUCUCUCAUGCAUUGCUGAAUACCUAGAUGGACUAGAAACUCGCAUGUUGGUUUUGAUUGAACUUGAUUUCCUGUUCAUUUGAUGCUGUAAGUUUCCUUAUUAAGUUGAUAUCAGAGAAAGUUCAAAUCAAUCAAAAAAAGGGGCAGUACAACUCCAAGAGAAGCACUUUUUUUUCAUUAAGUUGUAGAAAAGGAACUGUAUAUAUGUGUGGACCAAAUGAUCUAUAGUACCUUCAGAAUUUUUUAAAUCCAUCUUCUAAGUAAUACCUGAUCCGAACAUUUUGUA